ACGCACGACCAGGGGAGAGGAACCUCGGAUCCCCUGGAUCCCUUCGGAAAGCCCCGUCCCCCACCGCUCCUGUAUAAUAUUCGCCCACCAUCGCCACAACUUGCAUGGGGGUCGAUGACUAAUUGCGUCAGAUGCACUGCAUCGGUGCAUCCCCUUUCUCUCUCUCCUUCCCUCCCUCCCUCCCUCUUCUCAUCUAUCAGCACUCACAGGAUCGGCCCUACAAUCCUCAUACCAAGCUAAGACUGGCAUGGAAAGAUGCUGCCGUCGAUCUCAUCAGGUAAGCUGUAGCUGUAGCUCUCGCACGAAACGAUCGCAAUCUGCGUUUGUUCGAUGCAGGUGUUCGCGUGUGAUCGUAUGUGUUCACGCGUCGGCGUGCAAUUAAGUAUCUUUCUUGGAUUGGAACUUGGAGAGCGCGCGCUUGCAUGUAUUCGUGCUUAACUAGGAGCUUAUUUAGUUCGAUAUAUGCUUUAGUUCCGCCAUGAUCGACCUAGCUAGUCGCUAUCAAUCGACCGUCCUCACGUCCUGUAUGCUUAGUACUUCACUAGAUCUAAUUUUGUUGGAUCGAGCACUAUACUGCUCGAUCUCUUUUUUACCUGCAUAUUCCUUCAGCUAACGGGUAUGGUCUCUUUUUCAGAAAGAACAUGGAAUUGAACGUCUUUUGCCUCCUUUAUGAUGAAUUUCUUUCCCUUUGUCUACGGCUUUACCAACUUUUCUUGAUAAUAAAAUAGCACUCGCACGUAUAGCUUACGCAAGGAACCGAUCAGUUCGAUCGCUUCUCGAGCUGAUUGAAUCUUUUUUUGGCAAAACCGCAGGCUAAUAACUAGAUCUGAUCUGAUUCAGCAUGCUAGCAGUCAGAGUUACGAGAGCUUCAGCUCCCAAGACUCUAGCAUAGUAGCAUCACGCUGCAUGUGUGCCUUCAACUUCAAGAAGACACACGCAAAGGCCAGGGGCAUCAACUGAUAGCAGCGCCUCAUGUUCUUGAGCCCGAGAAAUGAGCCCCAAGAGGACACCCAAGAACUGAUCAACAGUACUGGUCCCAACUGCUGCCCAUCAUCUGCCGCACCCGGCGACAUGGAGAGCGGCGGAAGAGCGGCUGCUCGCACUUCGACGUCUGACCAGCUGAGAGUCCACACGGAGGAGCCUAGCCGCGGCGGUAGCUUCUGGGCCAGGCACUUCUCGGUGUCGUUCCUGCUGCUCGUGGGCGUCACCGCGUCGCUGGUGAUCCUCCCGCUAGUGCUGCCGCCGCUCCCGCCGCCGCCGUCGAUACUGAUGCUGGUGCCGGUGGCAAUGCUGGUGGUGCUGGUGGUGCUGGCGUUCAUGCCGACGUCGGUCAGUCGCAGCGGGACGGGCCCGGCAUACUUGUAGAUAGCCACGUAGUUUUCUUGUUCUUGUUCUUUUCCAUUCGGAGGAUUUUGUGAUAAAGAGGUUUCGCAUGAAUCAAUUUAAGAUCCUCCUCUGGCCUGCUUAUAAAUCA
Molecule: messenger RNA, 1474 nt
Organism: Phragmites australis (common reed)
Lineage: Eukaryota; Viridiplantae; Streptophyta; Magnoliopsida; Poales; Poaceae
Product: protein AUXIN-REGULATED GENE INVOLVED IN ORGAN SIZE-like
Exons: 1
Coding region: 973-1365 (130 amino acids)
Biological process (GO): positive regulation of organ growth
Source: RefSeq, a predicted model, not a curated record